AUGGCAUUCCGUGUCCCUCCCCAGGCUCCUCGAAGGAGAACCUCUUACUCGACUCCGCAAGCUCCCCCUCCCCUCGAUGUACUAUCCUCUGCCCCGGAACAACAAGACGACGACACGACACAAUGGGUACUGUUCUCUCCGACCGCCCGUACGCACACGACCUCUACCGACCGUACGCAGACAGCAGGAGCCUCUCGACUGAGUGACUUUGGCUCAUUUGGUACCGCAACUCGAUCCGCAGCUGGACUGGAGGGUCUUGCGGCUGAUGAAGAGGCCUCGGAAGACCAGUUGGACGAAGAUGGCACUGAGCUGGAUAGCUUGGAUGAUGGGUUGCAUGCGUUUCGCGCCCCAUCACUGCCCCCCACAUCCCCCGCACGGGUGGAUCAAGGACCACCGGCCUUGCUUCCGGCUCACGAUGGGUUGGGUAGCUUCCAAGCGUCGAGUCAGCUAGCUCAGGAACAGCUCUGGCAGCAUGAACAAUAUAAUCCUCAACGGCGACAGUAUGCCUCACCACGUCGACGGACAAGUGUGCAGCGGCAUCUUGAUACAGUUGCAGAAGGGGAGGCAAAUGUUGAACGCGAUCGCUGGCAGCGGAUCGAGCAGUGGAGGAUGGAUCAGAGUCGGGCUUUGCUGCAGGAGAUUGAACGCCAAACUCGGCAGCAGCGGAACAGUCGUGCUAGCGGAUCAAGUAUCUACGAUCCGACUGAACAAAUUUCACCUGCCCGGAUCACUGGAACAUUGCCAGAUGCCGUACCUGAAACCGAGGCAGACAACGAGGCGGAUCCAGAGAUGGAUGAGACCUUCUGGCGGCGUAUUACUCGAAAGGUGAUUCGGGAUUUGAUUGGCAUCGAUGACUCCUUGCUCGCUGUCAUUUUCGGCGAGUCGUUACCUGAAGAGGAAGCAUUGACAGAUCAGUCUGGAGAGCUCCAUAUGGAUACUGUUCUGGCCCGUGAACCGGAUCCAGAUAACUCGGAUUCGCCAAUGUGGCAGAGCAAAGUACUUCAACGCAUCGCACACGAGCUUGGAGUUUUAGUACAUCAGCUGUGUGAACACCCGGGCGCAUUUACAACGUACUACCAAAUGACCAAGGAUAUCACGAGUGAAUAUGCAGGCAUGUCCCUCGACCGCUUGGCUGAAAGUGGGAUCUCCCAAAAGCCUACUGAACACGCAGACUCUACGUCUGCCAAUACGGAAACCGAUAGCUCCAUGCUAUCCCCGCAAUUCAUUCCCACCCUUCGUGACUCAAAUCGAGAGCAUGAAGCACAAUGGGGCAUUGAAGAAGAUGAUCCUGCAGCAGACCCAGUUUCUGAAUCUGCCCGGUUGCAGCAAGAACAACAGUACUGGGAACAUGGCCUAGAUGCCAUGAUGGUCUUCCGUUACCUUCGCACUCGUUUCACUCGCCGAGGAUACAUGCCUAAUGACAAACACACUUCACCACCAUCACCCCGCAACACACAAGAUGCCUCUCGUCGCGCCGCUAUGAUUCGUCACCACCACCCUCUUGUUGCACGGGCCCAUUCCCGCUCCCAAACACAGGCCCGUCGGCCCGCUCAGUAUUCUGGUGUGACAGGUUCCGUGGGCGUCUCAUCCCCCUUACUUCGGCCCCAUCUUCGUCGACCCAGCUCGAGCUGUGCGAGUCAAAGCGCGAAAAUUUCUAGUCGUCGAACCCUGACAGGAUCAAGUCGCAAUUACUGGGAUAUUGGUGGUAGUGUUGAGAGUAGCAGUGCUAUUGGCGUCGGAGCUGGACUCGGUGCAUGGGGUGAGGUAUGA
Penicillium pulvis is the source of this 1770-nucleotide messenger RNA. RefSeq lists its product as uncharacterized. Lineage: Eukaryota; Fungi; Ascomycota; Eurotiomycetes; Eurotiales; Aspergillaceae. The record is from RefSeq and is a predicted model, not a curated record. The transcript has a single exon. The coding region runs from base 1 to 1770 and encodes 589 amino acids.